GAUACUACAUUGCCAGUAUAGCCUAAAUUAUCUUCUUGCUACAAAUCCAAGUAUAAUUACAGGAAACCUUUAACAUUCAGUUAAAAGGCAUCAACUUUUAAACUGGAAUCAUGAGCUGUUUGACGCUGUGCACACUGGAAAAUGACACCAGGCAAUUGAUUUGCGAUUUCCUGAAAGACUUCACCACAAAAUCUACCCAACGAUUGGUGGAGAGCAAAGCAUUGUCAACUAUGAAAAGAGUGGUAAAAGGCAUUUUAGACAAACACAGACAUGCAUUCAGUGGCAUGAUCAACAACCUCUCUUUUGAAAACGGAGUAUAUAAUAUUGGAGUUGUUGGGGCAGUGGCCAGGAGCCUCUUCAGAGAUGGCACCUCCAACUGGGGUCGAAUAGUUAGCCUGGUUGCAUUUGGGGCAGUGCUUUGUCAGCACCUAAAGGAGAAAGGCUGGGAGAACACGGUGGACCAGGUUGGACAGGAGAUCGCCUCAUACCUGUUGUCUUAUCAGAAAGACUGGCUCCUGAAAAACAACUCCUGGGAUGGCUUCGUGGAAUUCUUCCAAGGACAAGAGCCAGAGAAGGCAAUUAGAUGUACACUUCUUGGCUUUGUUGGGUUUGCAGGACUUUGGGCAACACUUGCCUUACUGAUGAGAUAUUUUCUCAGGUUUGUGUGGUAGAAAAACUGAGUUAUGAUCCUCAACCCC
Messenger RNA from Cynoglossus semilaevis (tongue sole), 698 nucleotides. Its product is annotated as induced myeloid leukemia cell differentiation protein Mcl-1 homolog. The record is from RefSeq and is a predicted model, not a curated record. Gene Ontology annotation, molecular function: channel activity; BH domain binding. The transcript has a single exon. Lineage: Eukaryota; Metazoa; Chordata; Actinopteri; Pleuronectiformes; Cynoglossidae. Gene Ontology annotation, biological process: intrinsic apoptotic signaling pathway in response to DNA damage; regulation of apoptotic process; release of cytochrome c from mitochondria. Bases 111 to 671 code for a protein of 186 amino acids. Gene Ontology annotation, cellular component: mitochondrial outer membrane.